UCUUUCUAAUCCCUUACCUGUCCUUCUCUCUAGUCUCACCCCCACCUAUAUAAGGCUUUUUCCCUCCAUGCCUCCCUGUUUUCUCAGAAACUCCAUGAAGGAAACCAGAGAGAGAGAACUUCCAAAACCCUCUCUAAUGGCAGAUUUCCAAGAUACUUCAUCUAUCUAAUUCACAGUUUGUGAGGUUCUGUUGAUUUGUAUAUAUAAAAAUGCCUGGAUUUGUUAUGGAUGGAGUAGAUGGGGACAAAGUCGUGAAUGGAUUGGAUUCAACAGUUAUGAAGGAAAAUUCAUCACUAAAUAAAUCACUGAAUAGUCCGUUGAGUACCAAAAGCCCUCAGAGUGAGGCUCUUGAUCUGCCCCUGGAGGACUGCAUCGAUACAUCCAUUGAAAGGUUGUAUGACAAUGUGUGUGAGAUGCAGAGCUCAGGUGAUCGAUCCCCAUCAAGGAUGAGCUUUGGAUCUGAAGGCGAGGAAUCAAGGAUUGAUUCCGAGUUACGGCAUCUUGUUGGAGGAGAGGCCAGGGUUGUAGAGAUAAUGGAAGAGGAAUCGUCUUCUGGAAAGGAUGCAGUUUCUAAGAAGGAAAAUGGAUCUACCAGUUUGAACCCCAGGAGGAUGGAUAAAACUAGAUCUCCUAGCACCAAGUCUGCAUCUUCGACACAGUCGAGGAGACCUUCUCAUUUGCAAUUAGACCCUGAGGCAUCAGUGAAAUCGAGUCCAAAAAGCAAAACAAACCAUGUGAAGUCUUCUAUUGAGCAACCAAGCGAUAAGAACUCAAGGAAACCGAGUCCUGGCGUUUUACCUGUAAAGAAACAGAGGAAUGCUGCUCUAGGAGGGUCAAAAUUAAACAACGGAACUGCUGAUCCGGAUGAAACUGGAUUAGAUAACCCAGAUCUUGGGCCUUUUCUACUGAAGCUUGCAAGGGAUUUGAUUUCUUCGGGUGAUAAUCCUCAGAAGGCUCUAGAAUUAGCGGUUCGGGCUGCAAAAUCAUUUGAGAUAUGUGCAGACGGUAAGCCCAGUUUAGAACUCGUGAUGAGUUUGCACGUCGUAGCUGCAAUUCAUUGCAGUUUAGGGCAGUACAGCUUGGCUAUCCCUGUUCUUGAACAUUCAAUUGAGAUUCCAGUGCUGGAUGAAGGCCAAGAGCACGCCCUUGCUAAAUUUGCCGGCUACAUGCAAUUGGGGGAUACAUAUGCGAUGUUGGGACAACUCGAAAAUUCGAUACAAUGUUAUACAGCGGGUUUGCAAGUUCAGAAGCAAGUCUUAGGAGAAAUGGAUCCAAGAGUUGGUGAAACUUGCCGGUACUUGGCUGAAGCCCAUGUUCAAGCAUUGCAAUUUGAUGAAGCUCAGAAGUUUUGCCAGAUGGCUCUUGACAUCCACAGAGAAAAUGGCACGCCUGCUUCUCCUGAUGAAGCCGCAGAUAGGAGGCUCAUGGGUCUUAUCUGUGAAGCAAAGGGAGACCACGAAGUGGCUCUUGAGCAUCUUGUGUUGGCUAGCAUGGCCAUGGUGUCCAACGGCCAGGAAAUGGAGGUGGCUUCUGUGGAUUGCAGCAUUGGGGACACGUAUUUAUCUUUGGCUCGGUAUGAUGAGGCUGUUUUUGCAUAUCAGAAAGCGCUUACUGUGUUCAAGUCUAGCAAGGGAGAGAAUCAUCCAGCUGUUGCCUCGGUUUUUGUUCGUUUAGCUGAUCUGUAUAACAAGACCGGGAAACUAAGGGAAUCGAAGUCGUAUUGUGAGAGUGCCCUACGUAUUUAUGGAAAGCCUGUUCCUGGGACCCCCAGUGAGGAAAUUGCAAGCGGUCUCACUGAUGUCUCUGCAAUCUAUGAAUCUAUUAACGAGCCUGAGCAAGCACUCAAGUUGCUUCAGAAGGCCUUAAAGAUUUACAACGACGCCCCUGGUCACCAAAGCACUAUUGCAGGAAUCGAGGCACAGAUGGGGGUGAUGUAUUAUAUGAUCGGGAAUUAUGCUGAUUCUUAUACCUCUUUUAAGAAUGCCAUUGCAAAGCUUCGGGCAAGUGGGGAGAAAAAAUCUGCAUUCUUUGGCGUUGCUCUGAAUCAAAUGGGCCUUGCGUGCGUUCAGCGCUACGCAAUAAAUGAGGCUGCAGAUCUAUUUGAAGAAGCCAGGAGUGUCUUAGAACAAGAGUAUGGACCGUAUCACCCGGAGACACUUGGAGUAUAUAGUAAUCUCGCAGGAACUUAUGAUGCAAUGGGCAGGUUGGAAGAUGCAAUCGGGAUUCUGGAAUAUGUGGUGGGGAUAAGGGAGGAGAAGCUAGGGACAGCUAACCCAGACGUGGAUGAUGAGAAGAAGAGGUUGGGUGAGUUAUUGAAGGAAGCUGGCCGGGUCCGGAACAGGAAACCCAAAUCAUUGGAAAAUCUUCUAGAUAACAACUCCCAUGCUGUUAGGCGAGAUGCCAUUAAGGUAUGAUGGAUAGUGAUGAUAACGACGGUGUACAAUAGGAUAUUUAAAAGAGUGGGGUUGUGGGCAUUUUGAUUACUGUCAGCUACUUGGGGGGCAUUGAUUGCAAUAUUCAUUAUGUUAUUGUUGUUGGAGAUUUGCUAGAAUAUAUCCUGAUGUAUCGCGGUAGGAUAUGUUGGGACUAUAGGAGUUGGAUCUGGCGACGAGUUCGGUGAUCCAAGCCCUUUGCAAGAUAGGCCCCACUGGCAAUUGGAUGCCUAAUAAUGAAACUCUCUGGUUGGAUACUUUUGCACUUUUAUCAUCAACUGUAUUCCAGUGAAUACCGACCGUUGCUUUGUGGGCCAUUGGUUCAAAAGUCUAGGAUUUUCCAAUCUUGUAGAUAUUUGAGGCAGCCAUUUCAUCAUUAUAUUUCAUUGAAUCAACAGUUUGGAUCGCUGAAUAUGACCCAUAUCUGACGGCUACAGUUCCAAUGUACCCCUACUGCAGUAUGUUGGGAUUUAGUCUACCAAACCUCUGGUUGUUAUUGUUAUUAUUAUUUUUCCAGUUAUACUGUAUUGGUUCUUCAUUUUUUUGGGGUUUAAUGAAAGUUCCUUUGGCCA
Messenger RNA from Magnolia sinica, 3004 nucleotides. Its product is annotated as protein KINESIN LIGHT CHAIN-RELATED 2-like. The record is from RefSeq and is a predicted model, not a curated record. NCBI's taxonomy places the organism in Eukaryota, Viridiplantae, Streptophyta, Magnoliopsida, Magnoliales, Magnoliaceae. The transcript has 3 exons. Gene Ontology annotation, molecular function: protein binding. The coding region runs from base 210 to 2414 and encodes 734 amino acids.